Molecule: messenger RNA, 2089 nt
Organism: Leptopilina boulardi
Lineage: Eukaryota; Metazoa; Arthropoda; Insecta; Hymenoptera; Figitidae
Gene: PheRS-m
Product: probable phenylalanine--tRNA ligase, mitochondrial
Exons: 4
Coding region: 360-1694 (444 amino acids)
Biological process (GO): phenylalanyl-tRNA aminoacylation
Cellular component (GO): mitochondrion; cytoplasm
Molecular function (GO): phenylalanine-tRNA ligase activity; tRNA binding; ATP binding
Source: RefSeq, a predicted model, not a curated record
UCAGAUGGAGCUUCAAAAUUUUGUCGUCUGCUAUUGAAAAUUGCAAAUAUUUAUAUUCUUCAAAAACAUUAAUUUAUAUUCCAUUAUUGUAAAUAUUUCUUGUCAAAAACAAGUGUUGAGAAGUUAAAAUUUGUAAUAUUGAUUUAUUUUGUCAAUUUAGUGCAGUUGUAACUCUUUUUAAAUCAAUAGUUAUUUUUUUUUAUUUUCACGCCUUUUUAUAGGUUAUGUUUUAAAAAAACAUGAUUUUUAAAUAAUUAUAAAUUAAUUGCUAUAAUGAAUAAUUUUAAAAUUGUAAUAAAAGUUAAUUUUACCUCUACAUAUUUGUCAUAGUAAUUUGAAGUGAUAGAUUUUCAAGAAAUAUGCGAAUUAUUUUGAGUAUUUCCUCACUUUGGAGAAGCACAAGGCAAAGGAAUUUUUCCUGUCUAUUGUGUUCGUCAAACAAUAAUUUCUCAACAGCACCAAAUAUUGAAAAUACACAAAAUGAAAUUGAAAUUAAUAAUCAAAAAUAUAUGACUGACAAUUGGACAAAUAUCACGCCAAGAAUAAUUUCAAAAAUUGGUCAAAAUUUACAUCGUCAAGAAAAACAUCCUCUUGGUCAUAUAAAAAGAAGAAUAAAAAAUUAUUUUUAUAAAACUUACUUGAAUAAUGCUGGUAAUCCACUCUUUAGCAUUUAUGACAAUAUAAAUCCAAUUGUCACGAUACAGCAAAAUUUUGAUUCCCUCUUAGUUCCCAAGGAGCAUGUGAGUCGUAAUAAAACUGAUUGUUAUUAUAUCAAUCAAAAUUUAUUAUUAAGAGCACACACAACUGCACAUCAAGCCGAACUCGUUGCAAUGGGUUUAAAUAAUUUUCUUAUUGUUGGCGAUGUUUAUCGACGUGAUGAUAUUGAUUCACAGCAUUAUCCAGUUUUUCAUCAGAUCGAUGGCGUUCGUAUUUGUACUGUCGAUGAAGUUUUUGAGAAUGUGAAAAAUUCACGUGAUUUAAAACUUUUUGAACAUAGAGGCAAUGAAAAUUCUGAUAAACAAGGUUGUCAUAGUUUCGAUGCAGUGAAAAUAAUGGAAUUUGAUUUGAAAAAUUGUCUCGUUGGUCUUGCUCAAUAUCUCUUUGGAAAAGAUAUUCAAUAUCGUUGGGUUAACGAAUACUUUCCAUUUACACAUCCAUCUUGGGAAUUGGAAAUAUUUCACAAUGGUCAAUGGAUGGAAUUAUUGGGAUGUGGAAUUGUGAGACAAGAAAUUUUACAAAAAGCAGGAGCUUCCGAACGAAUGGGUUGGGCUUUUGGUUUGGGACUCGAGCGAUUGGCAAUGCGUUUAUAUAAUAUUCCCGAUAUUCGACUUUUCUGGAGUACCGAUUCGGGAUUUUUACAUCAAUUCGAAGUUGAUAAUGAAAAUUCUCCUGUACAAUAUAAACCUGUUAGCAUUCAUCCACAAUGUUAUAAUGACAUAAGUUUCUGGUUACCUGAGAAUGAAACUUAUUCUUCGCAAGAUUUUUAUGACAUUGUGCGAGAAAUUGGAGGCGAUAUUAUUGAACAAAUCUCAUUGAUCGAUAAUUUUACUCAUCCAAAGACAAAAAAAACUUCACAUUGCUAUAGAAUUAUUUACAGACAUUUAGAAAGAGCUUUGAAUCAAGAGGAGGUGAAUAAAAUUCAUCAUCAAAUAGAAAAUACAUUAAAAGAUCGACUUCAAGUCAUCAUUAGAUAAUUUUUCAAUAAUUUUACUGAAAAAUUUUUAUUAAAAAUUUCCAUUAAAUUAUAAAUGUUAAACAUUUUAAAUAAUCUAUAAAAAAAAAUUAAUUAUUUAAAUUUUAAAAUAAAUGUAAAUUAAAUUCAAUGAAAAAUAUUCCAAUGGAAUAAAUUUUUUUCAUUUAAUGAUUAUAUCGAUAUUUUUGGAAUGUGUUAAGUUUUUUCAUUUAAAAAAACAUUCUUAUUACUAAGAAAUAUUUCAUCGUUAUUAUUUAUCUAUGUAAAUAACAUACAGUUGUUUUUCUUUUUAUAAAUAUAUUACAUACAAUUAAAACUAGAAUAUGCGAUACGAAAAUUUAUAAAUCUGUACAAAUGCUGAAGCAUAAAAGUGAAAAAUAAAGGGAUAUAACUUAA